Molecule: messenger RNA, 1098 nt
Organism: Adineta ricciae
Lineage: Eukaryota; Metazoa; Rotifera; Eurotatoria; Adinetida; Adinetidae
Source: the annotation of a GenBank genome assembly
AUGCAUUACUCUCUCUAUCUUGUUUUCAUUGCUCUUAUUGGUUCACUCUAUGCUCAGAAUGCUGAACAGAACCAGUUGACUGGAGAUGAAUCAAGUGGUCUAGCGCGUUUACCAUCGAUUCUUAGCCGUCGUGCUCGUGGUGCUUCUUGUCCUCAUGGAAUGUGUUUAUCAAAAUGGGGUUACUGCGGUACUACAGAUGCGUAUUGUGGUAGAGAAUGUCAAGGCGGUCCAUGCAGAGGCGGUUCAGAACAUCAUGGUGGCUAUAGUGGUGGACGAAGUGGAGAUGCAACAUAUUUUCACCCCGGUCUUGGUGCUUGUGGUGGAUAUAAUCAUGGCAAUGAAUUUGUUGUUGCUAUGGCUGCUCCUGAUUUUGAUCCACACACUCCGAAUGGUAAUCCAAAUAACAAUAGACUUUGUGGUCGACAUAUUUCAGUGAAUGGACCUCGAGGCUCAGUGACUGUUCGAGUUGUUGAUCGUUGUCCGGCAUGCAGACCUGGUGAUUUGGAUUUGAGUCCAGCUGCUUUUGAUCGAAUCGCCGAUCGAAAUCAAGGACGAUGUCAAUUGAAAGAGGAACAGCAAGCUCAACAAAAAUACAACGAUCCACUUGGAGUUCAGCAUGAAGCGUAUCAGUUCGAAAAAGAUGAAGAGUCUCAAGACAGUUUUGUUAUUGAUGAUGGUGCCCUGCCACCGGAUAAACCAUGUUCUAUAACAAUUUCAUACGUCACUGAACUGGAACUCGUUAAAAAUAGAACUAAAAUUCGCUUUGUUGUUCCAACAACUCUUUGCAUCACGUUACAAUACAAACAAAGGAGCCGUGCUCUCGCCAAAGACUUUGCUAAUACAAUUGAUGGAUGUGAUGUUUGCAUCCCGCCUAAUACAAAAGUUGCCAUAGAUAUUUUGGAACACUUACGAAAGGCUCUUGGACCUUGCUUUACAGUUAUUCCCAAUGGAAUGAGUGGUCAGUUGGCACCCAAAGCACUGAUUUCUGAAUUGGAACAUUUAAAAUUAUCUUCAUCUGUCGAAAAAGAUUCUACAGAAGAAAUAAUAAAGAAAAACAUUGUCGACAUUUCACUUAAGCACAGCAUUCUCAGUCUAUAG